CAUUAAAAACGAAAGUUAAAAUGUCAAUACUCGAACGUUUUUAGACAAUAUCAUAAACUGUAAUUAUCAUUCGUUGAGUAAACAAAGAACAAUAUGUCAGAUAUUCAACAAUUUGAUAAUUUUAUGUCUGUAGCUUUUGGAUUAAAAAUAACAGUUGAAGGAUUACAAGAUUUUGUAACUGACUUUUUGAAGGCAACGCAUAGAGACAUUUAUGUGAAAUGUUCGUUAGGAAACUGUAAUAUUGACUGCAGUCGUAAGUUUGGACAUGCGUUUAGAAGAUGGUGUGUAGUGUGUUUGACUUGGAAAAAUGAGCUUCAUAAACUAAACCGCUUCAGGAAUCAUUGGGAUAGAAUUAACUGGAAGGAGAUCGAUACAGGUGACUUUCCAGUUUCCUUUGAAGUGAUGGCACAAGUUUUUGUUCAGGAUUUCAAAUCUAUCAGACAUGGACUCCUUCAGGAUUUAGGAGCUUUAAUGUCACUAUUUAAGAACAUGAAAGCAUUCAAUAUUUUGAUUAAUGAUCAAACCAUUGCUAACGUACAAAGAACAAGAAAUCAAAAUUUUGCUCAUAAUUAUUCUAUUACAUUACAUGAUGUGGAAAAAACACAAAGUAUCAAUAGCCUUAUAACUCUCCUCAAAGUGCCCGAAAUUAGAAGAACUGAAAGUUCUAAAAAGGCUCUAGUUGAUUUAGAAGAUUUAAAACUGAAUCAAAGAAUACCUGAGCGAUUACUCCAGCAGUCUUCAGCUGAAGAGGUAGUCACCUCAAUUCAGAAACGAAUGGGAUCAUCUCAUGAAAUUGCCGGAGUUUUUUUUCAACAGAGAUUUGGAAAUAUAUUGUCCUUAAGGAAUGAUAAAAAAGAGAACAGCAUAUUAGAUAAGCGAAUCAAAAGUAGGAACUGGAGUCUGUUGAAUCUUAAACUGGUGAUAUACAUUUUACUACUAAGUUGUAUUGUAAAAUUGAUCAGCAUUGUGAUUACUGGACAGUUUCCAACCUUUGAUGACGAUCUUUUUGAUGAAGAAUGCUUAAGUAUGCGGUUUGAAGAACACUGGAAAAGUGAUUUAGAUUUCGAUUUAUAUAUUGAAGAGCUAAAAAAUCAAAGUAUGGUCGGGAGGCAGUGGCUACUGCCAAUAUUAGAGUCAAAAUUAAACCAGCCAAACACUGGAAUUUUUCUAACAGCUGACAUGGGUUUUGGAAAAUCUUCGAUUGUAUCUAAUAUUAUUUGUGCAAAUCACGACAGUGUAUGGCAUAAACUGAAGAAACGUGUGUUAGCUUAUCAUAUGUGCCGGUAUGAUGUUAUAAGUUCUUCAAAGCCUGAAAUAUUUAUUAAAAAUUUAGUUGGCAUAAUUGUAAAAAAAAUACCAGAGCUUGGAAAUUCUAUUUUAUCAGAUGACCGAGCAUUAGAUUUUCUUUAUAGCGCAAGAUGCAGAGAAGACCCUGUUGGCUGUCUAGAAUUUUCUCUACUAAACCCACUGAAAAAUGCUUGGAAAGAACGAAGUUAUAUCAUAAUCAUUGAUGCGAUUGACGAAUGCCAAACAGCAGAAGGCCAUAGUCUCCAAGAUCUAUUGUACAAAAAAAUGCAUUGUUUUCCUAACAACGUCAAAUUUUUUAUAACAAGUCGAAAUAUUGAGCAAAUAACAAACAAGUUCAAAAAUCUUGACAUAGUCAGUCUUGAUAACCAUACACAGGAGAACCUAAAAGAUAUACGUUCAUACAUUGAUAAAACACGAAAACUUACCGAUAAAGAAGUUUCAAAACUGACAAAAGUUUCAGGUGGAAACUUUCUUCAUGUAAAACUAUUCUUGCACUAUUGCAUACAGAAAGGUUCCUGUAAUUACGAUUACAUGCCAGACACUUUAGAGAGAAUAUAUGUGCUAAAUUUUGAAAGAGUGUUUAGGGAAAAGGGACUGUUUGAGGAGUUUAUGGAUAUGUUUGCAGUGUUAUGUUCAUUACAACAUCCCAUUGAUGAAGAUAAAUUGCUAGAAGUAUCAGGAAUGAAAACAAACACAAAGGUGCGAGCUCGUCAAAUUGUAGGCAACGAGCUUGGGCACUUUUUGAAAAUUUCUGAUGGUAGGCUUUCGUUUCAACACAAAUCACUAGUUGACUUUCUUACAAAUUCUUCCAGAAAACAUUUGAAUUUUUAUAUUGACAUCAAGAGAGGCCACAAACUGUUUGCUAAAUUCUUGUUACAAUCCUUAAAUCUAACAGAAAGCAACAGUUUAUUGGAGGUAGUUCAUCAUGUAGCUUUGUCUAAAGAUGUUGAUUUUGAAGUGUUGCUAAUAAAUCAUGCAAAACCAUUAAAUCACGGACAGCAUGUAAUACGUUCAGAGCUUUUAUUUAAUGUGGUGAGAAAGUAUGAUUCGUAUGACACGGUACAGUUAACGAUAAAACUGAUAAAACUUAAUUCUUCAAAUGUCGACGAAGAGGUACUGUCGAUUGCUGCCUUUAUAGCAAUAGCAAAUGAACACAAAGAAUCAUUCAGAGCGUGCUUGGAAAAAGGCGCUAACAUCAGUUAUAUUCAUGAUCCAAUAGUUUGGCCAAGAACUGGUGACUUAACAUAUAUUUGCAAGUACAUAUAUUUUUGUGAAUAUAGUCUUUUACAUUUAACAGCUCAAAAGGGAUACCUGAAAAUUGCAGAAGCUCUGCUAGAAAAACAGAUUUCAUUAUUAUACCUAAACAACUCCUUGGGACAAAAUGCUUUUCAAUUGGCUGCUGAACAUGGCCAUAUAUCUAUAAUGAAAUUGUUUCUUCAAUAUAACAACUCCUUAGUGGACUUUUAUUCCCUGUACCAAUCAGCACUUCAAGGAGAAUAUAAAGCUGUGAAAUUGCAGUUAGGUUAUGUUGACGAUGUUUGCAUGCCAUGUACAGUAUAUCCUAUUCUGUUAAAUACAUAUAGAUCAUUGUUACAAUAUAAUGUAACAUCAAAGACAAGUCGCAUCACGUAUCAAAUGGUACAUCACUUUGUGAAUCGUUGGAUUGCAAAUCAAGAUAAUUUGUUUAUGUGUGAAACUGCUUUAAAUGCAGCAAUCAGAAAUGGACACAUUAAGAUUGUGAAACUUCUACUAAAAAAUGUCAAUAAAACAUUGAAUUGUCCUUCAAUUGAUGGAUCUUUCCCGUUAAUGACAGCGGUAAUGUACAACCAAACAGAGAUAUUCAAAUUAUUGUAUGAAGCAGGUGCAAAUAAAUUACAAAGAUGUAACAACAUGCAGAAUUUUAGUUUAACUUACCGUUAUUUAAUGGCAGACCAAACUUUUUAUGAUAUAAAUAUUACAUUUUUUAAGCAGUCUUGUCCUCCAUUUGGAGGUAUUGAUCAUUUAGUUGCUAUUUAUGAUAAUUUGGCUAUUAUGCAUCUUAUACAUGAGAAAGGAUACCAUUCUUGGUCUUCUGAAGACAUUGACGGAUUGACACCAAUUCACUAUGCUUUCUGCCACAAUAGCAUUAACUUCUUGAACUAUAUUGUAUUGGGAAAUAGAUUUCCAUCUCCGCUUUCGAAUUUAAGAUCAAAUAAUGGCUCUACGCCAUUCCAUUCUGCAGCUAUUUGUAAAUCUAUCGCACUAUUUUACUUCUUUGAUCCAAACAAAAACAAUAAAUACAACUUCAUUCCAGACGUAAUUGAUAACGAAAAUCGUUCGAUUCUUCAAUAUGCUUUUUUACAACCGUUACACGCGGAGGACCUAGUGAAAAUAGAUUAUAUAGGCCAUGAUGCGUUUACAUCAUCGCUGUUACAUGUGCUUGGACUUUCAAAGCAUAAUGUGCUACACAGGGAUAUUUAUGGCAGAAACUUUUUACAUUACGCCAGCUCAAGUGGAAACUAUUUUGCAUUUGUACAAGCAAGAAAUUCAAAAGUUAUUGGACUGAUAUUUGACGACCUCCUGCAACAAAAAGAUAUAUAUGAAAGAACUUCUUUCGAAAAUGCAUUUGAAGCCAUGCCUGAACAUAAUUUGUUCGAACCUUUUAAAAUGCCUAAUAAUUGCAGUUUGAAUGAAAUGUUUUCAUCUUCUUGUAAAACAAACCUUUCUAUUAUACUUUCACCACACGAAUACGUUAUUUUAUAUUUAGCACAGUAUUUUCAUUCUCAAAACGAAUUUUCUCGUGUCAAUAUAACAAAUUUAUUAAUUACGUCUAUCAAAAAGUCGAGGAUUUAUCCUAUUCUAACUUUAAAGGUGUAUGCCAGUGACGAAUUCCGUACCGCAGUAUCAAAUCCUGUUCUUUCAAGUAUGAUUUCAGAAUCGCCUACACCAUAUCUUGCUGAACACAUGUUGGAUAUUUACAGUUCCUUAUUUUGUAAUGGAAGUGAGAGUCCUUUACAUAAAAUAGUACAGAAUGAAAGAAACAGACAAUGGACGUUUUCUUCAUAUACGUUUCUAGACCGUUUAUUUGUCAAGUUUUCUAGUAUUUAUUUGGAUAACUGUUACGACAAAGACGGAUACAAUUUACUUCACAGAUCUGUCAUCGGUGGACACCCAACGGCGGUAAAGUAUUUACUAGAAAAAGGAAUGAAUGUAUUACAGAAAUCAAAAGCUAAUCAAAGCGCUUUAACUCUGUCUAUUUUGUUGGCACCUUAUACCAGGAACGGAUCAAUUCCAUCGUACUAUACAAACAGUUCUAGAUUUCUUUCGUAUAGAUUAGUUUACCAAACGGAAACUGCUGACAUUUUAUUUGAUCAUAAUGGAACAGUCAAUUUUGAUGAUAUAGCCUCGAUACUUCUAACGCAUUUAGUAAAUGUACAGUUCAAUCGCAAAAGUCUUCAAAUUGUUAUUUGUUCAUAUCAUAUUGGCGAAUUGGGGUUGAUUCAUAUUGCGUCAGCGAAGGGAAUGUUGUCUUUUUUGAAAUCAUCAAAGGAAUUUUUCGGUGAUGAGAUUUUGAAAUGUCGUAAUAAGUAUGGUGUUACACCAAUGUAUCUUGCUGAUAUGUAUCGGCAAACUAACAUUGUACGGUGGCUUGAAAAAAGCAAUUGUGCUCUUUAUCGCCCUGAUAAAGCGAGUGAAGUUAUGAUAAUUUUUAAUUUAAUGGAAAACUAUGAAACACACUUGCUAUAUGACAAAAGAUGUUUCAUAAAUUAUAAACAAGCGUAUAAAGCGUUAAUACGAAAUCAGAUAUUCAAAUGCAUAGGUACAGAUGUGCGUUUACCAAUAAUGUUUCAAAACCCGACUAAAAAUAUUGUAUACAACAUGCUGUACGCAAAAAUGUCAGCUGAUUUUUGCAAAAAUAAUUGGGAGUGGUUAAAAAAUGAAAACUUCUAUAGUUUUCUUUUACAAUAUCAUCUGACAACAAAGACACACAAUCAAGUUUAUAACUUAUAUAGACCACUUCUUUUAUUUGGUUCUAACGACAGACGUUAUAUAUUUCAUCUUCUAUUCAUUUUGCGUACUUCUGCAAGAGGAACACGUUUUGAUCCUGUGUCUGAUUCAACAGUUAAAACACUUUUCGAUUCAAUAUCAAGUAACCAAUACAAACAUCUUAGAAAAUUAAAGAUGGCAAAUGAUUUACAUAGGAGCUGGUUAACUUAUGAAAUACAUACUGAACUGAAAGAUGAUUUGAACAACGUCAUGUACAAGAAUUAUGAAGUUGAAAACCUUAAUAGAAUUCUAAAAAAUCAAACGGAAGUAAGUGAUGCUGAAUUGAUAUUAACCAACAAAGCAAAUAAAAAUUGCUAUGAUUGCAGGCAUUCGCAUGCAAUGUGCUUUACUAGGAGUUUGAUUCAGGAAUUAUCCAACAUAAGAACAUACGAGCAAUUGAAUAGAAAUGCCAUGCGAUAUAUACCAGAGUGCAAUUAUAUUUCACCACCUACCAUGAAAAUGUUAUCGCAUAUCAUUAAUACCACUUUGAAAUUUAUUGCAGACUUACAAGCGCCCGAUAAAAACAAAUUUAAAUCUCUAGUCAUAGAACUUGAAUUGCUAGUUAAAAGAACUUUGAAGAUAAUUUAUUCGUUUCCCGAAACAGAAAAUGCCAACAUACAGCCCUAUGAGUUAUUUUAUUAUUCCCCUUUCUUCCAUGGAUUUUAUAACUGUAUAAAUGAUUUACAAUUGUAUAAUAUGAUAAAAUGCACGAAACUAUAUGCCAAAAAUGAACAUUUAAAAAUCUAUAGAAAAUAUCUGACAAUAUUGCUGCAUGUUUUAGAACGUGAAUUUGAAUAUGGCUAUCAUAUAUGAGGCAUAUUUUAAGCCGAAUUACUUGCAUGUAUAGUAAUAAGUAACCGUUGAGUUUAAUAACAGUAAAUAAUGUUUACACA
Molecule: messenger RNA, 6227 nt
Organism: Mytilus trossulus (common blue mussel)
Lineage: Eukaryota; Metazoa; Mollusca; Bivalvia; Mytilida; Mytilidae
Exons: 2
Coding region: 94-6147 (2017 amino acids)
Molecular function (GO): protein binding
Source: RefSeq, a predicted model, not a curated record